Molecule: messenger RNA, 217 nt
Organism: Diabrotica virgifera virgifera (western corn rootworm)
Lineage: Eukaryota; Metazoa; Arthropoda; Insecta; Coleoptera; Chrysomelidae
Product: 60S ribosomal protein L29-like
Exons: 1
Coding region: 62-217 (51 amino acids)
Biological process (GO): cytoplasmic translation
Cellular component (GO): cytosolic large ribosomal subunit; ribosome
Molecular function (GO): structural constituent of ribosome
Source: RefSeq, a predicted model, not a curated record
AUCCAUCCCUAAGGUUGAUGGACAGUUAAAGUAAAACUGAGGAGGUUCUACCUAUCCAGCAAUGGCCAAGUCAAAGAAUCACACAAAUCAUAACCAAAAUCGCAAAGCUCACCGUAAUGGAAUAAAAAAACCAAAACAGUUUCGCCAUGAAUCAACCUUAGGGAUGGAUGCCAAAUUCUUAAAAAACCAAAGGUUCUCUAAGAGGCACAUAACUUAA